AUGGCCGAGGCGCGCCCCACCAUGCGCGUCCUCAAUAAGAAGACCGAGGCCACCGCCAGCUCGGUGGCCGUCGCCAAGGACGGCGCCUCCGCCACCUCUGGCUCCUAUGCGGAUGCAAAGAACGGUGGAGACGCCGACGCCAACUCGAUCGCCUACGCCGCCGGCCCCGACGCCGAGGCCGUCUCCUACGCUGACGCAAGCGCCGAGGACUGGGCCAAGGCCGACGCCGACUCCAAGGCCGUGGCCAAGGGCGAGGACGCCUACGCCCACUCCUACGCCGACGCCGAAGCGGCCGGUGAGGUCGAGGCCGACGCUGAUUCCAAGGCUGUGGCCAUCGGCGCCGCCGAUGCCACCUCCGCGGCCUACGCUUACGGCGAUGCCACCGCCAAGUCGGUUGCCUACGCUGAGGCCACGAAGCCCGAGCCCAAGAAGCACUACUAUCCCUACCCAUACUACCACUACUACCCCAAGGAGGAGGCCGACCCCAAGGACGAUGACCCAUACUACUACUACUAUCACGGCUACCAUGGCUACAAGGCCGUCGACCCCACCGUGAAGUACCCGUACUAUGGCCACUACGUGGUCGUGGAGCCGGAGGAGGAAGAGGAGGUCGAGUACACCCCCGUGAAGUAUGUGGACCCCGCCAUCCUCGCCUACUACGCCCAGCAUGUCUAUGACUACGGCUGCUACGAGGGCAAAUACUACAGGUGCACGUACGACGACUCCUGCGGCGAGUGCCCCUACGGCUACUUCUGCGGCGAGAAGACCGUGGAGGCCUGCGAAGAAGUCGAGGUCUGGGUGAAGAAGUGCGACCCCGCCUCUCCCGUCAAGAAGUGCGUACCCGACCUCACCGCCUGCGGCAGUGUGUUCUGCAAGUUCAACGAGAAGUGCGCCGCGGACUACUACUGGUGCGGCGCCAAGUGGUGCAAGCCCAAGUACACCUGCGUCACCGUGGAGGCCCCCAAGAAGUGUGUCUGGGAACUCGUGGACGGCAAGAAGGUGCAGAAGUGCGCGGAGUACGCCCCCGAGGCCUGCGGUGACGAGAUGUGCCCCGUCGGCUACAAGUGCUCCGCGGACCCGUGCACGUUCGAGAAGAAGCCCGUCAAGAAGUGCGGGAAGAAGGCAGUGCCAGUGUGCGUCGCCUACGACAUCCCCAUCUACAAGACCCUCUUCUCCAAGUGCGGCCCCGGCUACUGCCACCCGGGCUACAAGUGCGAGUCCUUCGACCACGACAGCUGCGUCGUCAAGGUUGCGGUGCACCCCGUGUACGUCGGCUACAAGCCCCACGACCCCGUGUACGUCGACCCCGAGGAUGAGGAUGAGCACGCGUACCUGCCGUACUACCCGCACUACCCCCACGACGACAAGGUCGACGACAAGGGCGACUCCAGCGCCAGCGUGACCGCCAAGGCCGUGGCCGUGUCCACCCCUGACGGCGUCGCCUCCUACACCAACGUGGAUGCCGACGCCACCGGCGACGGUGUGGCCAAGGGCAGCGCCGACGCCAGCGCUUCCAACAGCGACAGCUCCGCGGACUCGUGGUCCGGUGCGAUCGCCAGCGCCCCGAAGACCGCCGCCGCCGUGAAGACCUCGUCCGACGGGGACUACGCCGUCGCUGCCGGAGAUGCCACCGCCGACUACGCUGCCUCCGACAAGUAA
This is a messenger RNA of Ostreobium quekettii, 1659 nucleotides long. The record is from the annotation of a GenBank genome assembly. NCBI's taxonomy places the organism in Eukaryota, Viridiplantae, Chlorophyta, Ulvophyceae, Bryopsidales, Ostreobiaceae.